This is a messenger RNA of Diatraea saccharalis (sugarcane borer), 381 nucleotides long. Lineage: Eukaryota; Metazoa; Arthropoda; Insecta; Lepidoptera; Crambidae. The record is from the annotation of a GenBank genome assembly.
AUGGACGACGAUAAAAAUCCUACUAAGACUGAUAUACUUACAAUACAGACUGCUAGCAAACAAAAAAAUGAUAACACAACAAAUAUAAUGCAAAAUACGAUUUUAAAUGAAGAAACAGAUAACACAGUUAAACAAAUUAUGACAGGAAAUGACGAUAGAAUGAAACAAAAAAUACUGGAUGCCAUUGCAAGCAUCGUGCCCACAGAAAGAGAAACACCAACAUGUGUAUCUGAAAAUAGAUAUCCGACUGCAGACUUACAGAUGAGCACCAAUGAAGAAACAACACCUGCUAAAAAAGAAAAAAUAUCGUUAAAUGAAGAUAUUGAACCUAAAAAUCAACUACCGCCUGCAGACGUACAGAACAGACUAAUGGAGAAAUAA